Messenger RNA from Rhopilema esculentum, 1634 nucleotides. Lineage: Eukaryota; Metazoa; Cnidaria; Scyphozoa; Rhizostomeae; Rhizostomatidae. The record is from RefSeq and is a predicted model, not a curated record.
UGUGUGAUACCACUUACACUCAUUAGGCAAGCCAUUUUUGUGUCUGUUGAUUGCCUUUAUAAACUUACUUGAAAGAUUCUACAAACGCAAGUAAGAAAUUAUCUUGAAAACAAGGCUAAAAAGGUCCUACAAAAAGGAAGAAGGUAAUAAAAACUGUGAUCAGCAAACUUGACUCCACCUCCUUUCUUUCUUAGCUUUCCCUCCUUUCUUAUGACUUUGCUAUGAAGUUCAUUAAUGAAAUGUUUGAUUUGCAGGGGGUGCAGGACAUGUCAAGCUGGUGUGCUCUUGGUUUUUUCAUGUGGCUUCUUUGUGACAGCAUUGACGGGAAAGUUGCCAGACUAAGAAAUCUCUCUAGCCCAUUUGGAGAGCUUUUAGACCACGGAGGCGACUGCUUCGCUCUCAUGCUUUCUUCAAUGACAAUUGCAUGCCUGUUGCGAGUAUCUAAGGCGCACGAAGUAUUCUUCAUGUGGUUUGUUGUGGAUCUCUUCGCUAACUACAUUUCAGAGCCAUAUACGAUGUAUAUUUGUGGCAAAUACCAGUAUGCAAGUUUCGACUUUCUUGCAGUGGUGACAGCAUUCACCUGUAUUAGCCUCGUAUCCGCAAUAUACGGCCUUGACUUUUGGACAUACAACAUUGUUCCUGCUGUGAACUUUCAAUUUCGGCACAUAUUUUACAUUGUAAAAAUCGUGAUUAUUGCUGAUAUUCUACUGGUGAAAUCAAGAGAGUUAUAUAACACUGUGAAAGGCCUUCGCGAGCCAAGGAUGCAAGCAAUGAAACCUCUGAUCCCGCUUCUAGUCGUUACGUUGUCAACCGUCGUUGCAUUCUGUUGCUGCUCGUCAGAAUUCUUCCAAAGCAAUUCAAUUCUAUUUCUGCUUUGUUUCGGUUUUUCAUUCGUCAAGAUUCACAUCCAGUUACUUCUGGCGCAGAUGGUCAAAUCACAGAUAAAGAUUUUCGACUAUGCAUUGCUUUUUCCAAUAUUUGUUUCAUUCGGAAUCAUUUUCUGUGAAACACCGAAGAUGGAAAAGAAUUUUAUUCAAAUAUUUUCUAUUAUCACUGCACUGGAUACAACAAUUUAUUUUUUCCGUUUGGUUUAUGAGUUCUACAGAGGUCUUUAUGUGGAGAACGUUGAGGAUCCGCGAAAAUGAACCGACGAUGCAUUUCAAAUUAUGCAUUUUAUCUAAGACAAUUAUGGUUCUUGUUAUUUCGUUGGGAAGCAUCCAAUUUAUUUACUUGUUUAAGUCUUAUUCCGUUUAUUUACAUGAUACGCUUUUGAACUCCGAUAUCCGAGUUAAUUUUUAUGCUUUGUGAUUUGGCAGGCUUCUUGCUUGCUGCGGAUUUUAAAAAGAAAUUGUUGCAGGGGUUAUUCGAGCGUGGUUUUGUUACCGUUUUGUGGUGUUGUAAAUUUGAUUUGUGUUGUUGUGACUUUAAUUUUGUGGUGUUGUAAACAAAUCGACUCUCUUGAAAAAUGUUUCGCAAAAUAUUAGGAAUCGUUUGGUAAAACUAUAUGAAUUUCCACUCAAACAAAAACUCAAGAUAUUGGAUUCCAAUUUGAUUCCCCUUUUCUUAGAAACCAAAGAAAAUAUAAACCCUUUUUUCUGAAAUUAAGUAAUUGAAAUAAGGCCAAACAAAGAAAA